GCACCGUCGCCAGCGACAAGACUUGCAGAAAAGCAAAUCAGCGACACAUCCUUUCUUUCCUUCUGCUUCUUUUUUUUUGUUCACUUCUCUUCUUCUCUUAUCUACCCGUACGCUCAGAUUGUUCCCUCUGUUUCCCGCCGAUGCAACACGCCCCUCCGCCAUCAUCAUCGUCGUCAAUCGCUUUCUCUUCUUUCCACACGAUCCGAAACAGCAACUUCGUUUUUUCCGUUCAAGAUGGUGCUGGAAUUACUUGCCGCCAACACCGCUUACGUUCCCGUUGACCUUCUCGUUCUCAAUGUAGCCAUGGCUUCCUUCAAUGGCCUUCUUGCUUUCGUCGCCUUCUCACAGCUCAUCAGAAUUCACAUGCGGAGUCAACAGGACGGAUGGACACGUCAAAAAGUACUCCAUCUGAUGAUAUGCUCAUCUAACUUGGGCUAUAUGUUCUAUUUCAUAUUUGCACUUGUUGCUAUUUUUGACCACUGCCACUGCUGGUCUCAUGUGUUUGGAUUUGUCCUCAUGGCCUUCCCUAAAAUACUGUUUCUUGCAGCCUUUCUCCUACUUCUUUCUUUCUGGGUUGACCUUGGCCAUCAAGCAAACGACGACGACGACGAGGAUGAAGAUGAAGAAAAUAACACUCGACAGGCCUUGUUGGAAAAUUCGAAAAACAAACCUGGUUCAUCAAGUGUAGAUGGCUAUCGAAGAUGUUGUGGAUUUCCUGCAAUUCAUCUUGGAAGUAGGCAAAAAUUUGUCAUUGUGGUUGUCAUGCUGGUAUUUUUCCUCAUGGUCGCAGUUUCCAUUCUGAUCUGGAUUGGGGAAGGAAAGAAUCCUAUUGAUUCUACAGCUGUUGCCAAGGUGUAUGAAUACUUCAUUGCUGUUACAGUUCUUCUAUCAGGAGGAGCCCUAGGCUUCUAUGGUUUCAUGUUAUUUUACAGACUGAAAAAAGUACGUUCUGAGGAAGCUUCUUCAGAGAUGAAGAAGGUUGGUGGUCUAGCAGUUGUAUGUGUUGUGUGUUUUACAUCAAGUGCUUUGGUAGAUCUUCUUACAGAUAUUCCUCUUUCCUAUAAUUGGCGCUUCAAGAGAACAAAUGGAGUAAAAGCACUAGUCCUUUUGACUUUAUACUUCUGCAUGGGUUCUUUGAUUCCAUCGGCCUUUUUAGUGUGGACUAUGAGAGAGUUGCCACCUCCUAAAAAAAUUCAAAGACAAGAAGAAUCAAGGGCAAUUGCUUUUAUAAGCCAUGGGGCAGCAGAUGUAAAUCCUCAGGGUUGGACUGCUGUAACUCGUUCAAAGAAUCAGGUGUCCAGAGCAAGUCCCAUAUAAUGAAAGACUCAAGGACACGCCACCGAUUAAGGCUGCUCAUGUUUACAUGAAAUAAAUCAUGACCAGAGAUACAAAAUCUAACAUACGGGAAGAUGAAUGUUGAGAGUUUGACGAUGCUUUGACACCUGCUCUGUAUAUUUCAACAAAAGUUGAUGACUGACAUCACAUGUGAGAGGUAAUCAAACCUGCAGCCGCGCAUACAUGGAGGUUCUAUAUGCUUUCCAUUCUCCUUUUCUUUUCCCCGCCUCUCUGCACAUAGUAGCCAAGGAUUGGUCGUUCUCUUUGAGGGGAAAAUUGUUGUACAAUUUUUGCUUCCCUAGAAGCUUCAAGUUUUGCAGAGUAUGUUGUAAAAUUACCCAUAUUAUGUAUCACCCUAGUUCUGAUGGGAACAUACAUUACGUUGGUUGAGUUUGAUAAGCCUAGCCUACCAUACAGAAACUAACUAUCAAUUUCUGUGUUUCAAUGCAAAAUCUCUCCUUGAAAAUUUUUUAUAUGC
Messenger RNA from Cucurbita maxima (winter squash), 1813 nucleotides. RefSeq lists its product as uncharacterized. The transcript is spliced from 14 exons. The record is from RefSeq and is a predicted model, not a curated record. Bases 235 to 1317 code for a protein of 360 amino acids. Lineage: Eukaryota; Viridiplantae; Streptophyta; Magnoliopsida; Cucurbitales; Cucurbitaceae.